AUGGCUUAUUCACCAGGCGCAAGAGGUGGUCGUGGAGGCAGUAGAGGAGGCCGUGGAGGUUUCGGCGGUGGCCGUGGAGGUUUUGGCGGUGGCCGUGGAGGCUUUGGCGGCGGCCGUGGUGCUCCUCGCGGAGGUGGCCGUGGCGGUGGUCGCGGUGCUCCUCGUGGUGCUCCUCGUGGAGGCCGCGGCGGUGCCCGUGGAGGCGCUAGAGGAGGUUCUAAAGUUGUUGUUGAACCCCACCGUCAUUCAGGUGUUUUUAUUGCCCGCGGUAAAGAAGAUCUUCUUGUCACCCGCAACUUGGUUCCCGGAGAAUCCGUAUACAACGAAAAGCGUAUCAGUGUAGACUCUCCUGAUGGCACCAAGAUUGAAUAUCGUGUCUGGAACCCUUUCCGUUCCAAGCUUGCCGCCGGUAUUCUCGGUGGUUUAGACAACAUCUACAUCAAGCCAGGUGCCAAGGUUUUGUACUUGGGUGCUGCCAACGGUACAUCAGUUUCUCACGUUGCUGAUGUCGUCGGUCCUGAGGGUCUUGUCUAUGCUGUCGAGUUUUCUCAUCGAUCUGGUCGUGAUUUAUUGAACAUGGCUAAAAAGCGCACUAAUGUUAUUCCAAUUGUUGAAGAUGCUCGUCACGUUCAAAAGUACCGUAUGUUGAUUGGAAUGGUUGACGCCAUUUUUGCUGAUGUUGCUCAACCUGACCAAGCUCGUAUUGUUGCCCUUAAUGCUGCUGCUUUCCUUAAGAACGAAGGUGGUGUCGUUAUCUCUGUUAAGGCUUCUUGUAUCGAUUCUACUGCUGAUGCUUCCGUUGUUUUUGCACGUGAAGUUAAGAAAAUGCAGGAAGAAAAAAUUAAGCCUCAAGAGCAACUUACUUUGGAGCCUUAUGAGCGUGAUCAUUGUAUCAUUGUCGGUAAAUACUUGAGACACCAAUAA
Messenger RNA from Schizosaccharomyces osmophilus, 924 nucleotides. It is a transcript of the gene fib1, whose product is annotated as fibrillarin, rRNA and histone methyltransferase. Gene Ontology annotation, cellular component: small-subunit processome; nucleolus; box C/D methylation guide snoRNP complex. Gene Ontology annotation, molecular function: RNA binding; histone H2AQ104 methyltransferase activity; rRNA methyltransferase activity. Bases 1 to 924 code for a protein of 307 amino acids. The transcript has 2 exons. Gene Ontology annotation, biological process: rRNA methylation; box C/D sno(s)RNA 3'-end processing. Lineage: Eukaryota; Fungi; Ascomycota; Schizosaccharomycetes; Schizosaccharomycetales; Schizosaccharomycetaceae. The record is from RefSeq and is a predicted model, not a curated record.